Molecule: messenger RNA, 1660 nt
Organism: Oncorhynchus nerka (sockeye salmon)
Lineage: Eukaryota; Metazoa; Chordata; Actinopteri; Salmoniformes; Salmonidae
Gene: drg2
Product: developmentally regulated GTP binding protein 2
Exons: 13
Biological process (GO): cytoplasmic translation
Cellular component (GO): cytoplasm
Molecular function (GO): GTP binding; GTPase activity
Source: RefSeq, a predicted model, not a curated record
AUGAAUCACGGCUUCAACAUCGACAGUCCGAUGGGCGAAAUCUGGGGUUUGGCAUAUUCAGAGAAACGCUUCCUGCCCGACUACAUAGUGCCAACUGUAAGUUUGGUGGAGGCUACAGAGUACCAUCUGGGCCUGCUGAAGGCUAAGCUAGCGAAGUACCGCGCCCAGCUGCUGGAACCGUCCAAGUCCGCAGGAGCCAAAGGAGAGGGCUUCGAUGUCAUGAAAUCUGGAGACGCACGUGUUGCACUGAUUGGCUUCCCCUCCGUCGGAAAGUCCACCUUCCUCAGUCUGAUGACAGCAACAGCCAGUGAAGCAGCUUCCUAUGAGUUCACCACCCUGACCUGUAUCCCUGGAGUUAUAGAGUAUAAUGGAGCCAACAUCCAGCUGCUGGAUCUGCCAGGAAUCAUAGAAGGAGCUUCCCAAGGUACAGUAACUGGUUUCCGUGAUGUGUGUUCUGUUCUUAGUACUAGCAGCUAGUUGAUAUGUGUUCUGUCUGUCUCCCCAGGUUAGUUAGUUAGUGUGUUCUGUCUCCUCAGGAAACUCCUGGAGAAGGAGUUGGAGUCCGUCGGCAUCAGACUCAACCGCUCCAAACCCAACAUCUACUUUAAGCCCAAGAAAGGAGGGGGUUUGUCCUAUAACUCCAUGGUUCCUCUGACGAUGUGUUCUGAGAAACUGGUCCAGCUUAUCCUCCACGAAUACAAAAUCUUCAAUGCGGAGGUUCUGUUCCGAGAAGACAGCACUCCUGAUGACUUCAUCGACGUCAUUGUUGGGAACCGAGUUUACAUGCCCUGUUUAUACGUGUAUAACAAGGUGGAUCAGAUCUCUAUAGAGGAGGUGGACAGACUGGCCCACGAACCCCACAGCGUUGUCAUCAGCUGUGGGAUGAAGCUGAACCUGGACUUCCUGUUAGAGAGGCUGUGGGAAUACCUGGCGCUCAUCUGUCUUUACACAAAGAAGAGAGGAGAGAGGCCUGACUUCAGCGACGCCAUCAUCAUGAGAAGAGGAGCGUCUGUAGAACACGUGUGCCAUCGGAUCCACAGAACGUUAGCCAGCCAGUUCAAGUACGCCCUGGUCUGGGGCACCAGCACCAAGUUCGACCCCCAGCGGGUGGGGCUGACGCACAUCAUGGAGCACGAGGACGUCAUCCAGAUUGUUAAGAAGUGAAACAGCUCUUCGGGAUAGGACCGAUGACGGGCUUGGGGGUGGGACGAGUUAGUAAAAACAGGCCUUCUGAUUGGACGGAAUACAAGAUGGGUGGGAGGAGUUAGUAAAAAACAGGCCUUCUGAUUGGACGGAAUACAAGAUGGGUGGGAGGAGUUAGUAAAAAACAGGCCUUCUGAUUGGACGGAAUACAAGAUGGGUGGGAGGAGUUAGUAAAAAACAGGCCUUCUGAUUGGACGGAAUACAAGAUGGGUGGGAGGAGUUAAAAAAAACAAUAACAGGAAGUUGAUUUAUCCAGAACCAGUGGUACAGUAGAUUCUAAAGUCCUGAUUCUUAUUUUGCAUUUAGAACAAACAACAAAAAAUAACCAAUCAAGAACCAGAUGCCAUCUGGGUUACAAGAGGACAGGAAGCAACGUAUUUUAACUUUGUUGACAUUUAAACGCAUCCAGAAUGACAAGGGAAACUAAAUAAAUUCCACGAACGUGAAAUGGACACAA